Messenger RNA from Drosophila pseudoobscura, 966 nucleotides. RefSeq names its product Ninjurin A (gene NijA). Gene Ontology annotation, biological process: tissue regeneration; cell adhesion. Bases 1 to 732 code for a protein of 243 amino acids. The transcript has 4 exons. Lineage: Eukaryota; Metazoa; Arthropoda; Insecta; Diptera; Drosophilidae. The record is from RefSeq and is a predicted model, not a curated record. Gene Ontology annotation, cellular component: membrane.
AUGAGUGACCUAGAGCAUGUUGCACUGCAAAUGGACAGAGUGCCGCAGUCCGACGAUAAAACGCUGGCCAGAAAUCAAGAAAGCAUAAACAAUCGCAGCCAGAACGAUGCAAUCGACGGACGAGGAGCCAAUCGCAUACCCCGAGCAGUACCCGAAACGGAUGACGAUGACGACGAUCGUCCCUUCGUUCAAGAUGGCAAUGGCAAUCCAGGCGUGGACGAUGGCCUCCUGGGAAAUGGAGGCGGCGGCGGAGGCGGCGGUGGUGGUGGCGGGGUCACUGUCCUCGUCCCCAAUGGCGGCAACAAGGGGGGACGACGUCCGAGCUACAUGUUUCCUGGUUACAGUGGACCCGAAUUCGUGAACAUCAAUGGCGUGGAGACGCCCAUACCUGAUGUGAAUGCCUACCAGCACAAGAAGACCUUGGCCCAGGGCAUGAUGGAUCUGGCACUGCUCUCGGCGAAUGCGAAUCAGCUGCGUUAUGUGUUGGAAAUGAACCAACAGCACCCAUACUUUUAUCCCAGUCUGUUGUUCAUCUCCCUGAGCAUUAUAUUCCAGAUCGCAGUCGGCGUCGGCCUUAUUUGGAACGGCAGGUACAACAUCAAGAAUGAGCAAGAGAUCUGCCGGGCGAACAAGAUCAAUAAUUACACAGUCAUCGGCAUAUUCAUUGUAACGGUUGUCAAUGUCUUAAUAUCAGCCUUUGGCAUCGUCGAGCGUGCCCCAGGCCCAGCAUAGUUUGCAACUGGAUGUAUAAUAUCAAUAAGAGUAUUAGUAUGUAGUAGGAUAAGCACCCCACACAUCAAAACUCGCCGCUACAACUACCAAUAUUUUUUUUUGAUAAUUUAGUCAUUUUCAACCGUGUUUAUAUGAUUGAAAGAAUUACUUGGCUAACGCCAAUCGCCUCAUUCUUAUAUACAUAUGUACUAUUAACAAAAUUGUGAUAAAUAAAUCGAAUCCCAGCCCUCAAAA